AUGUUAUCGAGCUCAUCAUCGGAUCAGAACGGAACACAUGACAUGAUUUUGGAUCAAAUCCGAAAUGGGUUUCAAAUGAAACAAGAUGAACAAGUUCUUGAUUUAAUCGUGGAAUUUAUAAACACUCCCAAAUGUUCUUUGGAUCAUUUGGAAUCAUUGAUUCACUUUUUGGAAAUGAUCAUGAAGAGAGGUUUAAAGAGUGCGGUUUUAAAACAAUUUAAUUAUUGUCGGGAUGUAAAAUUAUUACGGAAAACAAAUCAUCAACAGCCUUUUCGACCAUACGAUAAACGUAGUAAUAUUUGCACAAUUUUAAUCCAAUUUUAUUUAUUACUUUUCACUUCUACGGAACCACCUUCGGAAGCUCUAAUACAUGAAUUUACAACUUUUAUUAUGGAGAGUCAGUGUAAAAAGCCAUGUCCUCUCAAAGAUCACGUUUUUGUCAACUACAUGUUAGGAUUAAUACAUUUCAAACAAAUUGACAAUGUAGUAAUAGGCAACGAUGACCAGUAUUUCGUUGUGACAGAUAGGGACUCAGAAAUUUGUCAGCAUCAUCGUCUAGCAUUAGCGUAUUUUAACAAAGCCAUAUCCAUUCAACACAAUCACGCCCCUUCUCUCUUUUAUUUGAGCCUGUUCCAUCGAAGCGGAACACCUUUCGUGAAUUAUGUAAAAUGGGAACAAUUUUUGCAAUUAUCAGCUGAUUUAGGAUUUGCUGAAGCUCAAUAUGGGGUAGCUAAAGUUUAUGAAAAGAAUAAUGCUCUGCAAAGAAGCUUUACUUUCAACCAUAUGAAAAUGGUUGUUCAUUACUACUCAUUGGCAGCAGCACAAUGCCAUGCUCCUUCAUUGUAUGAAUUGGGUAAAAUUUAUCAUGAUGGCAAAAUUCUUGGUGGCGAUAGGAUGAGGGUUGAGAAAGAUCUCUUAAAGGCAUUUCAUUAUUAUGCACAAGCUGCUGAGAUGGGUUAUGUGAAAGCUCUUGUUGAGAUGGCAUGUGCAUUUCGAGAUGGAAACCAUGAGGCCAAUAUUUCACAAAAUGUUUCUAAAGCCUUGUGGUACUUUGGGCGAGCAGCUCAGCUUGGGAAUGAGGAAUCGAGAAGGCAAUACGAAUUAUUGAAGCGUGCUAAAUUCAUGGACGGUUUUCAAACAAUUUUAUUUCAAUAUUGUGUCGGAGAAAAAGAUAAUUUCUUUGAUUUUCGUGAUGUGACAAUUGUAGUGCAUGAUAUGAUACAGGAGAACUCCUCUCCAUUGUAUUCAUUUCAGUUAUUGACCGAUGAGUUGUCCAAACUUGCAUAG
This is a messenger RNA of Naegleria lovaniensis, 1287 nucleotides long. RefSeq lists its product as uncharacterized. The record is from RefSeq and is a predicted model, not a curated record. NCBI's taxonomy places the organism in Eukaryota, Heterolobosea, Eutetramitea, Acrasida, Naegleriidae. Gene Ontology annotation, molecular function: protein binding. Bases 1 to 1287 code for a protein of 428 amino acids. The transcript has a single exon.